Argiope bruennichi is the source of this 2239-nucleotide messenger RNA. It is a transcript of the gene Pyroxd1, whose product is annotated as pyridine nucleotide-disulfide oxidoreductase domain-containing protein 1-like. The transcript has 13 exons. The record is from RefSeq and is a predicted model, not a curated record. Lineage: Eukaryota; Metazoa; Arthropoda; Arachnida; Araneae; Araneidae. The coding region runs from base 26 to 1486 and encodes 486 amino acids. Gene Ontology annotation, molecular function: oxidoreductase activity; flavin adenine dinucleotide binding.
UUUCAUUGUUUGCAAACAGGAACGCAUGGCUUCUAGUUUAGAGAACUCAGUUUUUGAAACUACUUUUGCUAUAAUAGGAGGAGGAAUUGCAGGUGUUUCAUGUGCAGAGCAACUAGCUAUAGAGGACCCUGAAGGAAGUGUGAUUUUGAUUUCAGCUUCUCCCCUGGUUAAAGUUGCAAGAAAUAUCAAUAAAAUAUCAGAAAGAUUAGAGGAAUUUGAUGUAGAAGAAGAAACACAUGCAUAUCUUGAGAAAUGCCAUCCAAACUGUAAAGUGAUUAAUUCCUCAGCAAUUGAAAUAAAUGAUGAAAGACAUGAAAUUCAUCUUUCCAAUAGACAAAUUGUUAGAUAUAAACGGCUAUGUAUUUGCUCUGGUGCUGUUCCAAAAGUAAUUGCUAAAUCUAGUCCAUUUGUAUUGGGGAUAAGAGAUACAGAAACAGUUGAGGUGUUCCAGAAAAGGCUUUCAGCUGCUAAAAGAGUGUUGAUUGUGGGAAAUGGAGGAAUUGCAAUUGAAUUAGUGUAUGAAAUUGAAAAUUGUCAGAUUAUAUGGGCCAUCAAAGAUAAAUCUGUGGGAGCUACUUUCUUUGAUGCUGGAGCAGCGAACUUCUUUUUGCCUUGUUUAAAAGAAGGCAAGCAAGAAGGCCCUACUGUGUCCAAAAGGCUGAAGUAUGAAUUGGAAGGUGAUUCUCAUCCAGAAUCUGUUAUGGGCAGUGCUUUAGGUCCUGACUGGUCAAUGCAUGUAAACCUCAAGGGAAAGAUGGUGGAGAGACGUAAUAUUCAUAUUGAAUAUGAGUGUGAAAUUAAAGCUGUGUAUGAAAGAGAGGAAUUUUUGAAAAUAAAAAGAGAAAUAUCAGCUGAAAAAACUGAAGAUUCAUGGCCAGUAUUUGCAGAAUUAACUAAUGGCAAAAUUCAUGGUUGCGAUUUUAUUAUUAGUGCUACAGGUGUUGUUCCUAACACUGGCUUGUUGCAGAAAAAUAAAUUUGACUUUGCUACUGAUGGGGGUAUAAAAGUGAAUGAUCAGAUGAAAACAAAUCUGGAGCACAUAUUUGCUGCUGGUGAUGUAUGCACUGCAUCAUGGUCUUUAUCAAAACAUUGGUUUCAGAUGCGACUAUGGACACAAGCUAGACAAAUGGGAGCAUACGCUGCUAAAUGUAUGGCUUGUGAUAUGCGGGGAGAAACUGCUAUUCUUGAUGUGUGUUUUGACCUUUUCACUCAUGUGACUAAAUUUUUUGGAUACAAGGUGGUUUUACUUGGACUGUACAAUGGACAAAAACUAGGUACUGACUACGAGAUAAUAGUACGAUCUUCCGAAAGAACAGAAUAUGUUAAAGUGGUUAUGCAAGAUGGCAGGAUGCAGGGAGCCGUUUUGGUUGGAGAAACUGACUUAGAAGAGACUUUUGAGAAUCUUAUUCAUAAUGCCUUAGAUUUGUCCGUGUAUGGUGAAGAUAUUUUAAACCCUGAUAUUGAUAUUGAAGAUUAUUUUGAUUGAUUAUAUAUUUAUUAAGUUUGAUGGAAUUCAACCAGGUUUGAGCUUAUAUUUUCCAUUAUGUAUUGAAUCCUUAUAUUAAUAAUUUUAAUAUUUGUAUUUCAUAAGCCUGUAUAAGAUAUAUUUUCCAAAACUUUUAUGUCUUUUUUUCCUUCAAUAUUAUCAUUAUAAUUUAUUUUCAGUCACAUUUCUAAUAUCCUUUAGAAUAGGUUAAAAUUAUUUCACUUUCAGCUUUUCGAAUAAUUUGAAACUAGUAGUAAAGUAACUCUCAACAAUUCAUUUUUAAAUUGCUGUGGCCAACUUUAAUCAGCUAUGAUUGGAUAAGAAAUUGAAUAUAAUAGAGCAUAGAUAUGUAAAUGUUUUGAAAUAAUUUUUAUUGCUUUCUUAAAGAGUUUACUCUCUACAUUUAUAUAAUUUUUUUUUUUUCUAAUUUUCACUGCAGAAUAAUGUAUACAUAAUAAGUCAUUUUUCAUAUAGUGAGUUUUUAUCCUUUCCUUUUCUUAUGAACAACUAAGUAUUUUUGUGAAUUCCUAAUAUUUUCAAUUCAUUGGUUUUACCAGCAUGUAGAAAACUCUAAAAAUUAGGACUUCUAAAUUCGCAUUCUUGCUUGCAUAUGAUUAAAUUAUUACAAAUUUUGUUUCAACAAUUAAUCAUAUUUAAUUGUCAAAAGUAAUUUUAAUUUUUUAAAAAAUUGUGCAACAUUUAUUGAAUAAUUAAGGAAUUUUUGUAUUAAAAUAUAUUUUACUGAUUGUCAGA